Messenger RNA from Argiope bruennichi, 2808 nucleotides. RefSeq lists its product as uncharacterized. The coding region runs from base 871 to 2628 and encodes 585 amino acids. The record is from RefSeq and is a predicted model, not a curated record. The transcript is spliced from 5 exons. Lineage: Eukaryota; Metazoa; Arthropoda; Arachnida; Araneae; Araneidae. Gene Ontology annotation, molecular function: zinc ion binding.
UCUAUGCUGUAGCAACCCUGUUGCAUUGUUGUUUAGUUGUACUUUUUUGCCUGCUAAUUUACAAAAUGGAGAAAUUAAAUCUUCCAGAGAAAUACAAUUAUAAAAUAAUUGAGAUUGAUGAGAAUAGAGCUAUUUUUCGCAUUUCUGAUCUUGUAAAUAAAGAAUCAGCACAGGAAUGGAUUAAAGAAUAUGAACAAAGAUUGGAAACAGUUUGGCGUGUUCAGAGAACACAUAAAUCAACUGGACGCCUUAAUGUUUAUAAAGGUGACUUUAGAUGCCAGCACAAUGUGCAACAGUAUCAAAACAUGUGAAAGAAAGUAAAAAUACUGGAUGCCCUGCAGUUCUUAAAAUUACUAUUCAAAGGUAUUUUUUACUGCCAAAACACAAAGAUCCACUCCCAGAAGUUAUAGAGUUUCCUGCAUUAUGUGAGCUUCUGUACUUGCAUAAUCAUUUGCUUGACAGUGCUGCUGUUAAAAAGUUCAGGCCAUUAUCAAACCUAACGCAAAAGCGUCUGAUAGAAUUGUUUGAAUUAGGACAUACUGCAGCUACUGCAAGACAGAUGUUGCAAAUGGAAUUAGAGCUUCAGAGUAAUGAAGAUUAUGCAGAAGCAUGCAUGGACAGUUCUAAGCUACCUUCAUUAUCUGGCGUAAAUCACUUGCUAAAUAAUGAAUUUAGGAAAAUCUAUGGAUCUCGAAGAGAAAGCGAUAUUGACAGGGAAGUUGAAAAAUAUAUUUCCUCAUGCAAUCAACAGCCAUUCUGUAAAGCAAUAUUUACAGGGAAGUUGAAAAAUAUAUUUCCUCAUACAAUCAACAGCCAUUCUGUAAAGCUGCUUUUUCAAAAGUAAAGAACAGUUUGGCGAUUGCUGUAGUGAUGCCGAUAAUGAAGCGAAGUAUAGAUUUACUUAGCAACGUUCAAGAAAUGAUAAUGCUUGAUGCAUCUGGCCACAUGGACAGAUUAAAUCGUGUUCAUUUUUUUAUUUCUCCAGGUGUAGCUGGUGGAAUACCUAUUGGCAGCAUCAUCACAAAUGCAGAAGAAACUAAUAUUUUUCGUGAAGGAGUGAAACUUCUUUGUGAGUGUUUCCCUGAGAAAUACUGUUUAUUGCAGAAUGGGCCACUGAUUGUUAUGACAGAUGAUGAUCUGAAGGAAAGAGAAAUUCUGAGUGAAAUAUGGCCAAAUUCUACUUACUUACUCUGUCAGUUUCAGGUGCUAAAAGCAGUGUGGCGAUGGCUUAUGAACAGUGAAAAUAAAAUUCUAAAAGAGCACCAUCAAGAAUUAUAUUUUUCCUUUAAAUCAUUGAUGUAUGCGGAAACUGAAAUGCAAUUGAAAGAGUUGCUUCAAAAUAUGUUGGAGAAUAGCACAGUCAGGAAAUAUGACAAGUUCAUCAUAUAUUUGAGCAAGUUGUUCUCCAAAAAGCAUUUAUGGUGCACUUGUCAUAGAAAAAUGCUUUUAACCACGGGAAACAAUACAACAAACUAUGUUGAAAGUUUGUUCAAAAUUUUAAAAGAGACCAUACUUGCACGAGUGAAAGCAUUUAGCUUAGUUCAAUUAUUGGACUUCAUUGUCACAAAAUUUGAGAAGUAUCUACAUAGUAGAUAUUUAGAUUUUAGUUUUGGUCGUUCUAACAAAAAACUAGUAAAAAGGUUUUUGCCUGAUGAUAAAGGAAUAAUUCAGAACAUCAGAUCACUAAAUAAAGAUAACACUUAUUUUGAAAUUGAUCAACAUUUUGUUGAUUUGGAAAGUUCCAUUUGUACUUGCUUUGUUGGCAUGAAUGGAACGCUUUGCAAGCAUUUAAGUGCUGUGAUUCUGAAACAAAAUAAAAAAUCAACAUUUGUCUAUUCUCUAGAAAGUAGAAAAUUAAUGUAUGAAGUGGCUACUGUGAAAAAAUUGGAUUCAAAUAGCACCCUCUUGCUACCUUUAAGUUUUAACCCAUCACACAAUUUUCCUUCUUCUCAAUCUGAUGAUGCUCUACAACCACAAUUUUCUUCUACGGUACUUCCACAUUUAUCUAACGAUAUACUUUCACAAUUUAAUAAUAAUACACUUAAACAUUCUUCAAAUGACAUACUUUCACCUAGAGAUAUUGACACAUUUUCACAGCCUUGCAAUGAUAACAACAUGGUUCUACCAACUAUAAACACUACUUCACAGCCCAUUGCAGCUACAUGUCAAAACUCGAACAGUGAAACAGAUGAUGAUGAUGGUGAUUAUUUACAAAAAUUUGAUGAUAUAAUUAAUCGGAUUAAAUCCGGUUACAAAAAUAAUCCUGAUGUUUUUAAGCCAGCAAUAAAAAAAAUGGCGAAGAAUGUUAACAAGUUUGGAAAAACAGAAACUGGAUUGGUGUCUGCCUUGCAUAACUUUGGAAGAAACCUUAACUACUCAAGCAGAGUUUUGAAGUGCAGCAGAAGGAGAGGCAAUCAAAUUCCUGUUCAACCUACAGCAAUUGCAAGAAGAAAAUCUAUUUAUUCUGGUAGGAAAACUCAAGUUGGUGGAAGGCCAGUUAAACGAGCAUUACCACCUGCCCUAAAAGAACAUACUUAUGGAAUGUUCUCUGAGUUACCGAAAAAACAUCAAAAAACAAAAUAUAGUUUGACGCAUUGUGUUGAAAAGAAUGUAUCUCUUCCAAAUUAAUUUAUAUUUAUUUUAUUACUAUCAUGCUUAAAAAAAAUAUGUUCCUUAUUUUGUUUUUGUUUUUUUGUACAUGCUUUAAAAAUGAAUUAGAAAAUUUUAACACAAUUUGUAUGGUGUUAAAAUAAUUAGUAUUAAUAUGAUAUAAAAUUUUAAUGCUAUUAUUGUAUUAAAUAGCACUUC